Arachis ipaensis is the source of this 1857-nucleotide messenger RNA. NCBI's taxonomy places the organism in Eukaryota, Viridiplantae, Streptophyta, Magnoliopsida, Fabales, Fabaceae. The record is from RefSeq and is a predicted model, not a curated record.
AUGGGUUUCGGUCAUAGAUGGAAAGCACGGGUAAAGGAAUGUGUAAGUACAGCCUCUAUGUCAGUUCUGAUUAAUGGGGCUCCGUCCAAGCCGUUCAAGAUGGAGAGAGUUCUAAGACAAGGGGAUCCUCUAUCUCCUUUUCUGUUUGUCCUUGCGGUUGAUGUAUUACAUAGGAUGACUUCAUCUCUUCUCCAAGGACGCCGCCCUCUUCAGCUCUUCUCCAAGGCCGACCGCCUCUGCUCAGCUGCACCAGACCACCAGUCAGUCGCCGUCAAAGCUCACCCGUCACUGCAGCCGGCCGGCAUCGUCACAGCCACCAGUAGCCUCUCUGCUUCAUUACAUAAAUUCCACAAACUGAACUAUUUUGUCUCUUGUUACUACUUCACAGUGAAGUUCCGUGAUAGGGAAGACAAGAAAACUAUUGAUUGUGGGCUUGUGGCGGCUUCUGCAGACCCUUUCAAAGUUCAAAGCACAUGCAGGAAGUCUGAGAUAUUCAAGAAAUUUAUAAACAUGGAUGAUGAGAUUGUUUCUGAGACUCCUAUUCAAACUUCUGGUAGUGUUGAUUCUGGUAAAAAAUCUAAUGUUUGGAGGUUUUUUAAGAAGAUUGGAAAAGACAGAAAUGGUAUUGAAAAGGAUGAAUGCAAUUUUUGUCAUCAUGAAUACAAAAUUGGAAAAAAUCCGAAAACUAAGAAUGCUUACGGGACUUCUCAUCUAAGUCGUCAUAUAGUUUCUUGUAAAUCUAUACCCCUCAAUAUUAGAUUUGAUGAUGAUAUAGAGGGUCUGCCAACUAAAAUUGAUCAGAAUGUUCAUAGAAAAAAACUCGCUCAGGCUAUAGCAAAACAUGAUCUUGCGUUUAGCUUUGUUGAGUAUGAGGGUAUUAGAGAUUGGAUUAAUUACAUUAGUCCAACGAUUAUAAUGCCUUCUAGAAACACUUUAGUUUCAGAUCUUCAAAUGAUUUAUUCAACAGAGAAAGAGAAAUUGAGGCAGAAGAUGUCUAGGAUACCUAAUAGAAUUUGUUUGACAUCUGAUGUGUGGACAGCAUCUACCACUGAAGGAUAUAUUUGUCUGACAGCUCAUUUUGUUGAUGAGAAUUGGCGACUAGUGAGUAAGAUUUUGAAUUUUUGUCGAAUGAUUCCUCCCCAUACUGGAACCGAUAUGGAAGCAGUCUUAUUUAACUCUUUGAAGCAAUGGGGUAUUGAUAAGAAAGUAUUCUCUAUUACUUUAGAUAAUGCUUCUGCAAAUGACAACAUGCAAAACAUCUUAAAAACUCAUCUACGUAAGCAGAAUAGUUUGCUUUGUGAUGGAGAAUAUUUUCAUGUGCGUUGUUCCGCUCACAUUUUAAAUUUGAUUGUACAAGAAGGGUUAAAGGUGGCUGCUGGAGCUUUAUUUAAAAUCAGAGAGAGUGUGAAAUAUGUGAAAGCUUCUGAUGGGAGAAAAAUGAAAUUCAAAGAUUGUGUGCAGCAAGCAGAAAUUGAAGAAGGUGUUGGUCUAAAAUCAGAUGUUCCAACUCGAUGGAAUUCUACAUAUAUGAUGUUGGAAAGUGCAAUUAAAUUUGAAAAAGCGUUUGACAUCCUUAGUGUUGUAGAUGGAGCUUAUAAAGAUUGUCCGACAAAUGAAGAAUGGAGCUUAGCAAAAAAAAUAAUGAAGAUGAAGUUUGAUAAAUAUUGGAAGGAUUAUAGCACUAUCUUGGCUUUUGGGGCAAUUCUUGAUCCUCGAUUAAAGUUAAAGUUCUUGAGGUUUUGUUACAAAAAACUAGAUCCUUCAACCUUUAAUUGGUUGAUUUUAGAUGAUGAAAUUGGUGAAAUUCAUGAAGAAGAAUUGUCAACAGCAAUGAUGCAUCCCCCUCAACAUUCAUGA